Salvelinus namaycush (lake trout) is the source of this 3475-nucleotide messenger RNA. RefSeq names its product SWI/SNF-related matrix-associated actin-dependent regulator of chromatin subfamily E member 1-like. Gene Ontology annotation, molecular function: nucleosomal DNA binding; nuclear receptor binding. The transcript is spliced from 9 exons. The record is from RefSeq and is a predicted model, not a curated record. Gene Ontology annotation, biological process: negative regulation of DNA-templated transcription. Lineage: Eukaryota; Metazoa; Chordata; Actinopteri; Salmoniformes; Salmonidae. Gene Ontology annotation, cellular component: SWI/SNF complex. The coding region runs from base 1179 to 2336 and encodes 385 amino acids.
AUUCUGAGGACUGUUUCUGCUAGCUAAACCUGAUUCUAGCCACACACACUGGUGGGGGACAAAGGAUUUUGGGGUGAGUUUGCUGGCCAUUACUUUCACUUGCUUGCUAUGUGAACUAACCAAAAUAUGAAAAGCAAUAGUAUUCAUUAAUUGAUUUAUGUUGAAUAGUCUUUCAAUUGUAUGUCAAGAAUUUUUGUAAAAUGCCACUUUUGUUUGAAUAACAGAUUUACAGAUAAAUGCAAGGUGAUGGUGUGACUAUAUUGUGACAGCUCUAGCUAGCAAAUAGCUUAUUCAUAUACAGCGUAGGAGGUAGUGGCUAUCAAGCUAGCAUGGUGCUUGCUAAAUUCUCUGAUCCAAGGUUUUCCAUUGCAAAAUCCACAUCCAAAACGGUUCGGGUAUAGUCACUGUUAAUCUGCUGUUUUAACGCCUCAAAUCAAAAUUGAAAUGUUUCAGAGACAGCUAGAUAGCUAACGUUAGCUUGAUUUAACCUGAAUGCUUAGUGGCUAGCUAAUGCUAGCUACCUGACAACGUAUGCGGAGUAUCAAAUACAAUAUUCUGUAUUUUAGCUUUUGUUAAAUAAUUUAAACUGCAGAUUAUUCUCCAAAAGUUACCAAGCUAACUGAUUGUGUUAUCUACGUUUGCAUGCUAAUCAUCUGCUGAUCAGAUGGUCCAAGUUAGCCAGCUGGCUAGCUAUAGCUAGUAGCUGCAUAUACUAAGCAAGUAACGUUAGUUAGCUCAACGUUACUAGCCUCGCUAGCUAGCACAGCUGGGUGUCAGCCAACUACGCAAGAUGACAGAGCUUUAUUUUCCAGCAAAUGCAUUUCCAUUUAUCUGAUUUAUUUGCGCAUGUGCAAUUAUAAGCAAAUGCCAUUCCAAAUAGUGUAAGCGAUGUUUUUGGACGCGAACAGCUUGCUAGUCGUCACAUCAACCCCCUGUCAUGUUCAUGCCUGUCCACUGACACUGUUGUGAUGUUGCACAUACGUCGUCUGACAUCAUUUUGGCACCAACAUCUCUUUUGUCCUCCGUCUCAAGCUACUUACUUUCAUUCCUAUUCAAUUUUUAAAGUACUGUAAUAACAAAUGAAGUUAAUGAAACACCUAAAUGCUUUCGACCAUUAUAAUGUGUUUAUUACAGACCCAAUGACUGGAAUAAAUUGAUAGAAUUCUUCCUCUGCCAAGAUGUCAAAAAGAGAAAGAGAAAGGCCAUAUGCCCCUCCCCCUCCCCCAGCCCCUACAACACAAUUGCCCAACACCCCCGGGUUUGUGGGGUACAACCCCUACAGUCAUCUGGCUUACAACAACUACAGGCUGGGAGGGACAACAAGCAACAACAGUCGGGCAACGAAUUCUUCAGGAAUAAACAUUCCAAAGCCACCCAAGCCGCCAGACAAACCGUUGAUGCCAUACAUGCGAUAUAGUCGCAAGAUUGAGUACAAUGAGAGCAUGAAGGCCUACCACAACUCUCCAGCCUACCUGGCUUACGUCAACGCUAAGAGCCGCGCCGAGGCCGCUCUGGAGGAGGAGAGCCGACAGCGCCAGUCUCGUCUCGACAAGGGCGAGCCGUACAUGAGUAUCCAGCCAGCAGACGACCCAGAUGAUUACGACGACGGAUUCUCCAUGAAGCACUCGGCUGCCGCCCGUUUCCAGCGCAACCACCGGCUGAUCAGCGAGAUCCUGAGCGAGAGCGUGGUCCCCGACGUGCGCUCCGUCGUCACUACCGCCCGCAUGCAGGUCUUGAAACGGCAGGUCCAGUCUCUUAUGGUGCACCAGAGGAAGCUGGAGGCGGAGCUACUUCAGAUUGAAGACCGUCACCAGGACAAGAAAAGGAAAUUCAUCGAUGCCACAGAGUCUUUCAACAGCGAGCUGAAAAGGCUGUGUUGUAUGAAAGUGGAGGUGGACAUGGAGAAGAUAUCUGCAGAGGUCGCUGCGGCAGAGGAUGCAUCACGCAGGCGUAUGUCGGAGCGGGAGAAGGAGGCGUCCACGUCCUCUAGCCUGGAGGAGGAGGAGAAACCAGUUGGCCCGUCAAAUGGCAGCAAGAGCCAACAGGUGUCUGUCAGUGACAGCAGCAACAAGGAGAGAGAGGAGACGGAACCCAGCCCCAUGGAUACUGGUGAGAAGUCAAAGGCCUCGGAGGAGUCGACGGCUCGUCCUGCCAGUGAGGUUGAGGAGGGGGCGCCGUCGGAGGACAAGGAGAGUGUUCCGGAAGGGGUGAUGGAGGACGGCACCAGUGACAGUAACACAGGGUCGGAGACCACCUCUGCUGUGACGGAGGACGCCCCGCCCAGCGAGCCAGCAGCCUCAGAGGGGCCGAGCAGGGCACGCCCUACCGCCCACUGAAGAGUCGACCUUUGACCUUAGGGCCGAGAAAUGUCCAUGAUGCAUCAUUCCAUCUCUACAGUCACACUCUGAUGAUAACACAUUGUACAUUAGUAUCUAUGUGAACCCAAGUCGUGUUUAGAUGGGUUUUUAUUUCCGAUGGGAAGUUUGAUGCAAUUGUUUGAAUCUUCAGAGCUCUGUUGGCAGGGUCAAAAUAGACCUGCUGUCAAUUUGCGAAGCGCUUCAAGUCCACAAAGCAAAGCAAUUGUCCCAACUAAAGUGAAUGACAUCUAAAUUGAGUCACAAUUCAUACAGUGAAUUCACCGUAUUUCUAUCACAGACCGCAGUGCCAGUCGAUAGCAACCAGCCAUCACCUGUCAAUAUAUCCAAACAUAUCUCUUGUCUUAUUCUAUGGUACUAUAUCUGGCAGACACUAUGGUACUAUAUCUGGCAGACACUAUGGUACUAUAUCUGGCAGACACUAUAGUACUAUAUCUGUCAGACACCAUUAAUCUUACUGAUUGAGGCUGGUUGUAAAAACUGUCGCAAAAAAAUAAGUUGUUCAAUGUUUAAUUACUUGUUCUUUGGAGUGUAAUGUUAUUGUUGCUUUCAAUGUUAUUUUUGCAUGAUGUCGCAACUCCUCAAAUGGAAGAGUUUGCUUAGUAACGGAAGGGGUGGGGUGACUCGAUAUUUUUUCAUGUUUACUCUAAGUAUCAGUAUUAAGUGACAGUAUUGUCUCAGGAGUUAAUAGAAAUAAGUAAUUGUUUUCAUUAUUUAUUAUUAUUCUUGUGCGUUGUGAGUCCUGGGCCCAGUCCAUCCAUCCACCAACCUGUUGUACGCUACGAGUUCAUCCAUGCUGUACAGUUCUACCAGUCAGUGUUCCAAAGUCUGCUAGCUCUCAAUCAAAUCAAAAGCUGUAUGCUUAGAACAACCUUUCAGUGUUAUGUUAUUAUGACCGGUAGUACAAUGUUCAACCCAGAACAAACUCUUAAAUGUUCAUAUGCAAUGUAAGAAGCAGUGUUACAAGGUUUGCGUGAAUGUGAGUGGUUUUUCAUCUCAUCCUUAAGCUACUUGGAAGAGCAGAGUGAGUCAUCAACAUACUGUCUUAAAAAUCGAUUUUGUUUGCCAUAUUUCUACCAAUAAACUUUUCUACCCUGACA